This is a messenger RNA of Fusarium tjaetaba, 1029 nucleotides long. Its product is annotated as epoxide hydrolase. Lineage: Eukaryota; Fungi; Ascomycota; Sordariomycetes; Hypocreales; Nectriaceae. The record is from RefSeq and is a predicted model, not a curated record. The coding region runs from base 1 to 1029 and encodes 342 amino acids. The transcript has a single exon. Gene Ontology annotation, molecular function: hydrolase activity.
AUGACACUCGAAUUACCCGCGCGACAGACGUUUACAGCCCGUAGGGGCAAUGUAUACUCAUACAUCUUCAUCCCUCCAACCUCCCAAUCCACAACCCUUCUCUUUUUUCACGGCUUUCCAUCAACCCUCACAGACUGGGUCCAUCAAAUCCGACACUUCUCAUCCGAGGGAUACGGUGUCGUGGCCCUUGAUCUGCUCGGCUACGGUGAAAGCAGCAAGCCAACAGAUGUAAACGCGUACCGCCUUAAGCCGAUGGGCGAUGAGGUCAUCGAACUUCUCGACCAUCUGGACCUCAAGACCCUCGUUGGAAUCGGCCAUGAUUUCGGCGCGACGCUCCUAUCAAGAAUGGCAGCUUAUCACCCCUCACGCUGGGAAGCACUCGUAUUUCUAGCCGUCGGACCGCCAAAGCUGGGGACGCCAUUCGACGUUGACAUGAUCAACACCAUGACCAAGCAGUUUCUGGGGUAUGAGAUGCUCGGAUACAUCCCGUGGCUAGCCGAAUUCACCUCGCAGGAACUUCUCGAGAAGAACGCGGAAGCAGCGAUGAGUCUGGUGUUUUGUCGCGAUCGGGAAGAAUGGGAGACGUGGUUCCAUCCGCUUGGCAAGAUGGAGGAGUUUGUGCGUCAAGACCGCAGACUUCCCAUUGCAUCGUGGUAUACCGAAGAUCUGCAGAAAGCACACCUCAAGGCGUUUGGCUCGAAUGAUGGGUACAAAGGCGUGUGUCGAUGGUAUCGCAUGUGGAAAGAUAACCUCUUCGCCCCAGACGAACAAGGCUUUGAAGACUUUCACAUCUCACAACCCGUUCUGUUCAUUGUCCCAUCAGACCCCGAACAAUCUGCCACCCAACAACAGCAAAUGCUUUCAUCCUGGGCCCCCGAUCUCCAGACCGUCAGCCUAAACACCAGCCACUGGAUCCAUAUCCAAGCUCCCUCCUCAACCAACACUACAAUCCAAAACUUCCUCCUCACGCAGGGAGACUUAACUGCUCAGGCCUCAACCAAUCAAACGUAUCCAAAAGAUCAAAAUUAA